Messenger RNA from Neocloeon triangulifer, 4386 nucleotides. Its product is annotated as calsenilin-like. Bases 1528 to 2145 code for a protein of 205 amino acids. Lineage: Eukaryota; Metazoa; Arthropoda; Insecta; Ephemeroptera; Baetidae. The transcript is spliced from 6 exons. Gene Ontology annotation, molecular function: calcium ion binding. The record is from RefSeq and is a predicted model, not a curated record.
CCAAUAAUCCGGUCAGUGAUUUUUUUUCUCUCCUACUCCUGAAACUUUUGCACGGCCCUUGAAAAAUUGAGUGCAAAACUCGUUUCCCUGCAGAAAUCAGCAGGCUCAAAUUUACGGCCGCUUUUCUAGUUAAAGAUUUGCCGAAUCGUAAAUUUUUCCCCGCUCUAUAUAUAAAAGCAGCGGCCCAAUUAUACCGACGGAGGAAAAGAGCCUCUCAGAAGGAAAACUAGUAGCGCUCGAAACAAAAAGUUUUAUAAAUCAGCGAGUCAGAAAACAAUGCUCAUUUUUUCUUUCUCUUUCUCUCUUUUGCCGUUCGACUCAAUUAAGCGCAAACAAGCAAACUCAGGGCGACGAAUGCGAUGACUUAUUUCCUUGCGCAAACAAAGCGGCAACCAGCUGAGUGAAAAAGUGUAUACGUCGUUGCUCAAGCGCUUAAAAUAAUAACGUGUGUAGUGUGUCUCGCCAGCUUUUGUCAGUAUAAAAUGUGUGAUCGCCUGCAAGUAGGCAACGCGCUCGACAGGUUGCCCCCAUUUAAAGUUUCAACUGCUUUUCUUGAAGAGGAGGCACGCAGCUGUGCAAAAUCUCUAUUCUCUCAGUCAGAGUCGUUUUAUGGAAAUAAUGGGGACAUUCACAGCUUUAUUUAGUGAUAAACAUAGAAAAUAAAAUAAUUAAAAAAUAAGCUAUAAUUACAUAAUAAUUUGAGCAGAUACGAAGGCUUUUUUCUAAUUGAGCCUGGCGGAUAUUUUGAAGAAAACUAGGCUUUCCGCUCAAAUAUUGUCAAUGUAAAUUGUACUAAACUAACAAUCACACAGAACCUUCUUUCAAUGCUUUCUUUUUAAUAGCAUAUGAAAUUGGGAAAAAGCUAAUUUCCAUAUUCAAAAUUCUAGAUACAAAUUCUUCUAGAUGAUGUUGAAUAUUUUUUUUUAUUAUAAAUUAAAAGCUAAAUUCAACAACAGAAUUGACGAUUAUCUGCUGUUAAAUGUUCUUGAUUUCAUCUCUCGGAUGAAAGGAGCCGAAAGUUUCAGACGGCGGUUCAGGAGGAUGAUAAAGCACCCAUAAACUUUCUCGCCGCAUCCGUCGGUAGCAUUUACUAGCGGAAUCGAGAAUUUCCUGCGCCCGGCGGCUAUCGUGCGAAAUCUUCGAGUCGACCUCCUUCUUCGGGGAGGAAAGGGAAAAAAGUGGAAAUGGUGUGCGAGACACGUAAUUAAGGGACAUAUCGGCGGCGCAAUAAUCGCGUCGUUUAGGCGCGGGCGGGCGAGGGAGGCUGCGGCGGCGAAUCGCGUGUGUAAUGACAGAGCACUGCGCAGGAGUGGCUUACAUUUGCAAGGAGCUGGCGCACAGCUCGCUCCCGUACUCGCUCGGUCGGCACUCAAAACACUUUACCCGGGAUCACCAGAGCAGUAUUGACUGAAUGCCUGUGCCGUGUGUAGCUUAUUUAUGCAUGCAACAGUUAGUUUUUAAUGAGCGCUUAAUAAUUCCUGCACAUUAGACGCGUGCUCUCGGUGCACCGAUUAACACACAGAGACCAUGGCCAAGAAAGCCAAAAAGGGAGAGGUGGAUCUGGAGGAACUGAAUUUCCAGCUGCCGCGACGGCACCGGACGGAGGAGCUCGCCAAACUGGCGAAUUCGACCAAGUUCACGCGAAAGGAGAUCCAACUCAUCUAUAGGGGAUUCAAACAGGAAUGCCCCACGGGUCUCGUCGACGAGGACAACUUCAAAGCAAUUUUUUCGCAAUUCUUCCCUCAAGGAGACGCAACGCAGUACGCGCAUUACGUUUUCAACACAAUAAAGGGCCAGACAAACGGCAAGAUUGGAUUCGAAGACUUCCUAAACAUUUUAUCUAAAGUGUCGCGAGGCACGACGCAAGAGAAGCUGCAGUGGAUUUUCGGACUGUACGACCUGAACGGAGACGGCCUGAUCACGCAGUCCGAGAUGCUGGACGUCGUCAACUCCAUAUACGACAUGCUGGGCAGGAACACGGAGCCGCAAGUCGAGACGACUUCGGCGAAAGAGCACGUCGAGAAACUCUUCCAUCAAAUUGACACCAACCAAGAUGGAGUGGUGACCAUCGAGGAGCUUGUGAAUUGGUGUCUGCAGGACGAGAAAAUUCUGCACUCACUCGAGCAGCUCGACACCGUCUUGUAGAAAAAAAAGAGAGUACUUUCAGAUUUAAGUAAGAUGUUAAAUUUGAAAUUCGCAUCACUUCCGUAAUAUUCAUAUCACUGAGUGUGAAAACUUUGAAGGCAUUUUCAUGUGAGGCAAAAAAAAAAGAUUUUCGUAUCAAUAAGUAAAUGUCUUUUUUAAUCGCAUUUUGAGGAAAGUAUGUAACGAGGGCACAAUAUGUAUUUGCAUUAAAUUCACUGCAUUCCUAUUUUUAUACUGCGCGCAACUAACUUUUGCAAAAUGAGCUCCAAUUCGGUGUGUAAAUGUAACUUUGUUAUUUAUUUGAUGUUGAGUUAGAAGCGACUCCUAGAUAUGUUUUCAUUUUGGACCAAAUCUCAUCAAAGGCAUCUUAUAUGAUACUCACUGUUCACGUUUUAUUAAUUGACUCUAUUUAAAUGUUAAGCAUGUAUAGCUUGAAAAGUUAUCUCUGUAAAAUAAUGCUGAUUGUAUUUGGGGAAAACGCUGACCAACCGAUAGGAAUUUUUUUUCUGCUAUGAAUUUAUUUAUUUUAUUUCCUAUGAGAUUAUUAGCAUAUUUGCAAACAAAGAUAUAUUUAAAUACAUUUAGUUGAUCCUCAUUGUUUGAAUGAUAAAAGCCAAUGCUGAAAAUUUUGUUUCACACGUAAUUAUAAAUUCUUCAAAAUACUAUUUUAGAAAAAAAAAUAUCAUUAUAACUUGAUGUAAUUUUUCAAAUUUUACAUUAAAAAUAAAAAACUGAGUCAAAGGAAGCUAAUUUUUCACAAAAUUAUUGCCCAAAUUAAAUUUCCUUGUUGGGAGGUUUGCGUUUUCCACCACCACAUUCUGCGUUAUAAAAAUAUCUAGUAAUACUGUAUAAUUCAAUAAUAAAAUUAUACAUAAUAUUAUAUUGUUACAUUGGACCGGAGGGCUCAUGCUGAAAGUCUCUAUUUUCCUGCUGAAAGUUAUUAGUGGCUAAAACAUAUAUAUUAAUAUUUAUACACCAUUUGAAUGUUCUGCCAAUUCCUCUGCUUGCUGACAGAAAUCGCAAAAAGCAAAAUUUUCAGAAUAAAAAGUUGAACGUCCAAUGGUAAAAUAUGCACUUAGCUGGAAUUUUUUUGAUAAUAUUGAGCGCAGUUUGAAAAUAUUUACUGUUAGUUCUCGAAGUAGAGGAAAUUCCAUUUUUGUCAGCCGACUCUUUAAAAUUUAAACGUUAUAGUAUUUGUGUAAUAUCACAAAAUGCAAUCGAAUCUUAAAUUAUAAAAAAAUAAAUAGUUUAGACAAAUAUCCAAAGAUAUAGGCCUAAUGUGAUCGCGAGUUUUGGUGUCACUCACUUGUUUAUUAAUUAUAGAAAUCGCCUAGGUUUUAAAACGAUCAUUUUCGCAAGCCUUUGCAAAGUGACCCUCCUUAUGUCUGAAAACUCACGACUGUUAAAUGUGUUUUUACGAUUAAGAAUCAUUAAUAUUUACCUGCGAACCAAAGCACUCACUUGAUGGGAUCAAUUGUUAGCUUUUCCUCAUUUUUAUUUCCUAAUAUAAUAAAAAUCCUUUAUGGCCUCCCAGUGCAACUUUCGAGAUACUAAUUGCUGGGCUCUGAGCCUUCGCGAGUUCAAAAGUUUUGACGUGUCUGUGCAUUUAUAUUUCAUACACACGCACCCCAAGAAUCCUCAGGCAUUGAUGUUGUCAAGUUCCUCUCUCACUAUAUACUUGGUAUGCCCACGCGCUGAGUGAGUAAAUGUGUUUCGCGUGGAAAAACACCGGAGAGCGCGCGCUAUUUUCGGUGUUGAGAGAAUAUUCGUUUUUACCUCUUUCUCACGCAUCUGCUUAAAUACAAAAGCGAGAGAGAAAAUCAAUUGUUUCCUGCCGAGCACCACGGACUUGCUUCUUUGGGCUUCAAAUAAAAAUAAAAAAAAUUUGCAUGCACACAAUGUGUUUUGUGUAUAGUUGGGUGCUUACCACUCUUUUUUGUUAAGUGAAAAUAAUAAAUUCGUGAAGGUGGAGAAGUAAAAAAUGGACCAGUACAAGCAACACCUCCAUUCCGUUUGGCGCGCACCCCAAUUUUGUAUGUACGCGUGUGUGUCUUUUAUUAUUUACUCUGCUCUCCCAUGACUUGUAAGCUAAUCGAUGAGAGGUGAAUAAAAUGAUGAUAAUAAAGUGAGACAUCUUGGAUAAUGACAUGCACCGCCGUAUUUUUUAAUUUCCUUUUUUAUUGUCAGGUACCUUCGUUAAUUAGUCGCGGCGCUCAUUAUUCUCCUUCUGCUUUCUGCGCU